Messenger RNA from Brassica oleracea var. oleracea, 1625 nucleotides. Its product is annotated as serine/threonine-protein kinase SRK2E. Gene Ontology annotation, biological process: intracellular signal transduction; protein phosphorylation. Bases 374 to 1462 code for a protein of 362 amino acids. Gene Ontology annotation, molecular function: protein serine/threonine kinase activity; ATP binding. Gene Ontology annotation, cellular component: nucleus. NCBI's taxonomy places the organism in Eukaryota, Viridiplantae, Streptophyta, Magnoliopsida, Brassicales, Brassicaceae. The record is from RefSeq and is a predicted model, not a curated record. The transcript has 11 exons.
AUUCAGGAAUUGUGAAAAACUCUGUUUUAUCUCUCUCUCCUGUACAUCUUUCCUUCAAGCUGUGGUUUAGACAGAACAGAGAGCUGCUUUAUAACAAGAACUGAUAGAGAGAGAAACAUAGUUUACCAUCACGAACCCUUUCUUCUUCUUCUUCAUAAUCAUCUUCGAAUUGGAAAAAAACAUAAAAGAAAGACAGGGAUCAAACAAAGGAACAAAAAGAUCUCAAGAAACCCACUUGUGUUGUUGGUUAGAGAUUUCACGUGUCUCAAAAAGUCUCUUUCACACACCCAUAAACUUCAUCAUCAUCGUCACCUACUACCCUUUCUCAACCUCAACGGCUCAAUUCCUCCACGUCAGACAAAGGAACAUAAACAUGGAUCGACCAGCAGUGAGUGGGCCAAUGGAUUUGCCGAUCAUGCACGACAGCGACAGGUACGAGCUCGUUAAAGAUAUUGGCUCCGGUAAUUUCGGAGUUGCAAGAUUGAUGAGAGACAAGCUAAGUAACGAGCUUGUUGCUGUCAAAUACAUCGAGAGAGGUGAGAAGAUAGAUGAAAAUGUAAAAAGGGAGAUAAUUAACCACAGGUCCUUAAGACAUCCCAAUAUCGUAAGAUUCAAAGAGGUCGUAUUAGCACCAACACAUUUGGCCAUUGUUAUGGAAUAUGCAGCUGGAGGAGAACUCUUUGAGCGUAUAUGCAGUGCAGGCCGUUUCAGUGAAGACGAGGCGAGGUUUUUCUUCCAGCAACUCAUUUCAGGAGUUAGUUACUGUCAUGCUAUGCAAGUGUGUCACAGAGAUUUGAAGCUGGAGAAUACGUUACUAGAUGGUAGCCCUGCACCUCGUCUAAAAAUAUGUGAUUUUGGAUAUUCCAAGUCCUCAGUGUUACAUUCACAGCCAAAAUCAACUGUUGGAACCCCUGCUUAUAUCGCUCCUGAGGUUUUGCUAAAGAAAGAAUAUGAUGGCAAGGUUGCAGAUGUUUGGUCAUGUGGAGUAACUCUCUAUGUAAUGCUUGUUGGAGCAUAUCCUUUUGAAGAUCCUGAAGAGCCUAAGAAUUUUAGGAAAACUAUCCAUAGAAUCCUGAAUGUUCAGUACGCUAUUCCUGAUUAUGUUCACAUAUCUCCUGAAUGUCGCCACUUGAUCUCCAGAAUAUUCGUUGCUGAUCCUGCUAAGAGGAUAUCAAUUCCUGAAAUAAGGAACCAUGAAUGGUUUCUGAAGAAUCUACCAGCAGAUAUCAUGAACGAUGACACAAUGAAUAGCCAGUUUGAUGAAUCGGAUCAACCGGGUCAAAGCAUUGAAGAGAUCAUGCAGAUCAUUGCAGAAGCAACUGUUCCUCCUGCUGGCACUCAGAGUCUAAACCAUUAUCGCACAGGAAGCAUGGAUAUAGAUGAGGAAAUGGAGGAAGAUCUAGAAAGCGACUUGGAUGAUCUUGACAUCGACAGUAGCGGAGAGAUUGUGUACGCAAUGUGAUGCGGUCUCGCUAUGGUUUCUGAUACAAACAUGAACAAGAAUAACAAUGUGUACUUGUCUGCUUUGUUGUAAGUGGCCCUAACUUUGUCACAAUGGUCACAGUUUGAAUCUUUGACAUGCAAAAGAGACCUUCCUGCAAAAAUAUUAGUGUUUCUAAACUAAA